GCACUACCCGAGUGCUCCCCAGUGCUUGCGACGGUACGGUACUCGUACAUGAUCGUGCAAUCUGAACGCGAGCACUGGAGCUACCGUAUCGUACGAUAUCUCCCGUAAAAGUUGGACUCGCCCUGGGCAGAGUCCGCCCAAUUGCCUUCCGCUACCGGUAUCUGCUCAAGGUGUGGUGAUUUCGGCGUCUCCCUGCCCUCGGCUGACCCGGCUGGCCUUACCGCAGCUCCAAUCCGACACUUGUGGGGAAAAAAAUACAUGACACAUUUGCGGUACCGUUGGAUUUGGCAAUGGAGUACAAACGCCUUUCGCGCUGUGGUGUCGAUGGGUGCAAGCAGACACUCUUUUACCUGGAUGAUGGACAGUGGUUUUGCAAGAAUGAUCACUUGAGAGAGGUAUGGUGCUGUGGUGGUGGGUGUGGGGUGUUAUGAGUAUGAUGAUAGCUAAUGGGGAUCAUCGACUCAGGGAGAGCUCGAAGUAGCUGCCGACGAUGAAGGCUUUGGCACGCAGGGAUCCAGAGCAGCCAAAGCGACGCGGGAAAAGGAAAAAAAGGGAAAAGGUAUGGUGAAUUGUCGUGGAAUAAACGGACUGCUGUACCAGUACUCCUCCUCUCAUCGUCAGUGGCUAGACUGGUCGGCUGGUUGACCAAAAAAUUUUCCAUUGUAGUGCUCCGUGGUCGAAAGGGCUUCGAGCUAUUCCUUCAAUGCUAUCAAUUAAUCCUCAGGAAACAAGUUCACUGGCUAGUAUCUGAGAAGCACUUCCCGAGAGAACUCGAGGUAUUUUUUAUUUUUUUUUGCUGCGGCCCCUUUUGUGACAGUAUUCCCCCCCCCCCUUCUUUUUCUAAGGGGAGCAGCGGCAACCAAACCAAACGGGUAGGGCUGACUGACUGGGCGUAGAUCGUCGUCCGGGAUCUAUGGGUUCUGCAACUGAAAAAGGUCUCUACUACAAUCCCUGCGACCGCAGAUGAUUCACCGAAAGACAGAGAUGAGUAUGAUGAUGAAUACGGUGAUGGUGGUGGUGAUGAUGCUAGAGACCUGGACGGGGCGGGUGACGUUGGAUCUUCAUCGGCGGGGUAUUCUUCCCAAUCUUCGUAUUUGUACACGAGUGACGACUCGCAGUCUACGGCUCAGAGUAGGAAUUCACAGGGUACGCAGCGGAAGAGGAGGAAGAGGAGGGUGCCAAGAGCUGCGGAUAGGCCAAAGUUGAUUGGAUCUGUGGGGAUUUGCUAUCUAGGUUUGAUCGUGCUUGGAGUUUCGGUAUCACUGGGGGAUAUUCAUCGGUGGGUCGAGGAGCAGGGGAUUGUCUAUCUGAGGGCCAUCAAUGAGAUUCCCAGUGAGAUGAAGCAAAGGCUUGAUGCAGAGUACUACGUCGCUUUGGAUCCAAGGGUAUGUCUCCCCUCCUCCCCCCCCCUCCCUCUCCCGUGGGGGUGUUUUCCCCCCACCCCGAGCGAGCAAGCGGGGAGGGGCUGAUGUGAGUGAGUGGAUAGGUUCGUCCGACACUGGGAUUACUUCAUUCAACGGUUCAAGGACUGGUAAUUAUGUAUCAGGUCACUUUCGGAAUGACAUUUCCUCCCUUGAACACCACCUUACUUGUAUUCAAAUUCUUGAAAGCACUAGGUCUUCCCCGUACGCUAGCUUUUCCCUCCCCUCCCCUCUUCCAAAAAUAUCCUACGCGGAAAUAAUUCAAGGAAGCCCUAACACGGUACAAUGUUGAAGUGGAAAUAUACCACGGCUUCAAACGUCUCGCAAACCUGAUCUCUCUCCCGUUCACAUGGAACGGCCUAAGGCACCGCAAGCGAGUCACCAACUGGCCCGAAGCCCGUUUAAUGGCCCUCUUGAUCAUAUCGACAAAGCUGUUAUACGGCCUCGACGGAGUAAGACGUGUACCCAAAUCUGUAGCCGAGCCGGCAGCUGCAGGGUUGAAAUGGGAAGCAUGGGAUGGAUACCUACGAGCCGGCAAUGCCGAGCGUCGAGGACUUCUAAACGAGAGCGUUGCACUAGGAAGUGAAGGAGGGGGGGGGGGAGAGGGAAAGACCUGGAAGUCGACGUAG
Messenger RNA from Tuber aestivum (summer truffle), 2050 nucleotides. Lineage: Eukaryota; Fungi; Ascomycota; Pezizomycetes; Pezizales; Tuberaceae. The record is from the annotation of a GenBank genome assembly.